AUGGCCGCGGAGCCAAUUUCUGACCAGCUUCUCGGGUCUAAAAACAAGAAAGUUGCCUAUUUUUACGACUCCGAUGUGGGCAACUACGCCUAUGUCUCGGGCCACCCUAUGAAACCCCACCGCAUACGCAUGACGCAUAGCUUAGUUAUGAACUAUGGCCUCUACAAGAAAAUGGAGAUAUAUCGUGCAAAGCCUGCGUCAAAAUAUGAGAUGACUCAGUUCCACACGGACGAGUACAUUGAUUUCUUGUCCAAGGUUACACCAGACAAUAUGGAUCGCUUCUCGAAAGAACAGAGCCGAUACAACGUGGGUGACGACUGUCCAGUCUUUGACGGCCUAUUCGAGUUCUGCGGAAUUAGUGCUGGAGGCAGCAUGGAAGGCGCAGCACGACUGAAUCGCAACAAAUGUGACGUCGCUGUCAACUGGGCUGGUGGUCUGCACCACGCCAAGAAAAGUGAAGCGAGUGGCUUUUGUUACGUGAAUGACAUUGUCCUCGCAAUCCUUGAGCUUCUACGCUUCAAGAAACGAGUCCUUUAUGUCGAUAUUGAUGUUCACCACGGCGAUGGUGUCGAAGAGGCCUUUUACACGACCGAUCGUGUCAUGACUGUUUCAUUCCACAAGUACGGCGAGUACUUCCCCGGCACCGGUGAGCUUCGUGACAUCGGUGUAGGGCAGGGCAAACACUAUGCAGUCAAUUUGCCUCUGCGUGAUGGCAUAAAUGACGUCUCAUACAAGAGCAUCUUUGAGCCCGUUAUCCAGGGUGUAAUGGAUUGGUACCGGCCGGAAUCUGUGGUUCUGCAGUGCGGUGGUGACAGCUUGUCUGGUGACCGUUUGGGUUGUUUUAACUUGAGUAUGCGUGGACACGCCAAUUGCGUCAACUUUAUCAAAAGCUUUGAUCUACCGACCUUGAUACUUGGCGGUGGCGGCUACACCAUGCGCAACGUUGCUCGGGCCUGGGCUUAUGAGACCGGCAUCCUCGUUGGAGAGAGCCUUGGAUCGGAUCUACCUUACAAUGACUACUAUGAGUACUUUGCUCCUGACUAUGAACUCGAUGUCCGUCCUUCCAACAUGGACAACGCCAACACCAAAGAAUAUCUUGCCAAUGUUUGUAACAAGGCCAUGGAAAAUCUCAAGCACACGACCUUUGCUCCUUCGGUACAGAUGACAGGUAUACCACGGAAUCCCAUUUUGGAUGACAUGAAUGACGAGGCCGAUGACUUUAUGGAUGACCUUGACGAGGACGAAAACAAAGACAAGCGAUUUACUCAACGACGAUUCGAUAAAUGCAUGGAAAAGGCCGGCGAGCUUAGUGACAGUGGAGACGAAGAAGAAGAGUUAGCCAAUGGUAUUCGCCGCCAGUCAGGCACUAUACGUCGCCGUAAUCGACUCAGUUACCGAAACGUCGAGCCGGAGUCUAGGCUAGACAUCGUUCGGACCUCGAUGCAGGAUACUUCGUCUGCGGGUGAUACGGACAUGGAUCUCGUCCGCGCUUGA
Molecule: messenger RNA, 1494 nt
Organism: Penicillium samsonianum
Lineage: Eukaryota; Fungi; Ascomycota; Eurotiomycetes; Eurotiales; Aspergillaceae
Product: RPD3/Clr6 family histone deacetylase
Exons: 4
Coding region: 1-1494 (497 amino acids)
Molecular function (GO): histone deacetylase activity
Source: RefSeq, a predicted model, not a curated record